GACAACUGAAGGCACCCACAUCGGUUGCCGAGAUAAAAAAAUGUUGAGCGACGAGCUUCAUCAGAAAGGUCUGCAAAUCAAGCAGGCUGACAAGUUCUUCAGCAGGCUCAUGUCCAAAGAAACUUCAACGGUCAACUCUUCUUGCAGGGUCUACUACGGCGGAGCUUCCGGUGCCGUUCCCUUCACGUGGGAAUCUCAUCCCGGAACCCCCAAACACCCUUCCUCCGACGCUGCCCUUCAUCCUCUCACUCCACCGCCUUCAUACUAUUCCUCUUUCGACUCAAAAUAUAACCACAAAAAGGGCUUCAAAUCCACACUUUUGAGCUCCAUCUUUCCCAGGAAAACCAAGGCUUCCCCUUCUCCUUCACGCUCCUCUACAUCAUCUUCAUCGUCACGGUCAUCGUUGCAUGAUCAUGGUUCUUCAACGAACCGUAAAUUGUUUCAUUGGCGGAUCAGCUAUUUUUCAUGCUCGAGGUCGCCGGUUCAUAACUGCAUGGAUGAAGAUGAUGAUGGUGACGGUGAAGGGCUUGGAUCACCAACUUGGAUAUUGUGUUUUGGGGUUAAACCAAAGAAUCUGAAUGGGUUUAAAGGAUGUCAGUCGAUGAUGAACGUAAAGAAAGCGUUGCUUGCAAUGGUUAGCCACGGUUCUGGUCAAGUUACUAGUAAUUAAUUUCAUCAAACACCUUUCACUUUCAAAUGUUCUUAAUUUCUGGAUUUGAUCUUUAUUUUGGUGUAUUUCAGAUGAAUGAUUUUUCAUCGUUGAACAGUUUGUUCAAACUCAUUCAAAUCCAAU
Messenger RNA from Hibiscus syriacus, 793 nucleotides. RefSeq lists its product as uncharacterized. The record is from RefSeq and is a predicted model, not a curated record. NCBI's taxonomy places the organism in Eukaryota, Viridiplantae, Streptophyta, Magnoliopsida, Malvales, Malvaceae. The transcript has a single exon. The coding region runs from base 41 to 670 and encodes 209 amino acids.